Molecule: messenger RNA, 336 nt
Organism: Lactuca virosa
Lineage: Eukaryota; Viridiplantae; Streptophyta; Magnoliopsida; Asterales; Asteraceae
Source: the annotation of a GenBank genome assembly
CUCCCGCCUAAAAGUGCAUACACACAUUCAUUCAUAUCCUUCCCAAUCAACGAUUCACUUCCACAGUUGAGCAAAAAAAGAAAAAAAACUUGAGGAAGGCAGUAGCUAGCCAACAAGAUGGAUUCAUAUUUCACCGACGAGAAAGCAGCGAAGGUCGAGAAUAUCUUCUUGGAGUUUCUUAAGAGUUUUAGGUUAGAUGCGAAUUCGAGGGAACCUUUGUAUGAAUCGGAAAUCGAAGCAAUGAACCAAACGAGUCCCAACACAAUGUUCAUCGAUUUCUCUCAUGUUAUGCGGUUCAACGAUGUUCUGCAGAAAGCCAUUUCUGAUGAAUAUUGA